CAUUUUGAGAUUGUCUUGAAAAUCAAUGUAAUCUCAAACUUCUUAAAUUUUGCUUUGAUUUUUCAAAGAAAAAACUGCAACAAUCAUUUUCCUUUAAAAUCAUCGCUGUUCUUUUUCAAGUGAGAAUAACAUCAUUUUUUCAAAAUUGCCUUGAAACAUGGUUGUUUUGACACAUUAAAUUGCCCUGUUUUCAAGGCAAUUGAGUUUUCAAAAACGCCAUGUUUUUCCAAGCAAUUUUGAAAAAUGUGACAGAAAGCCCCUUUUCCUACUACUCCCUUCAAGUUUUCCCUAGCCUUGGUUUCUGUAAGUCAUUCUUCGCUUUUCUUAAAUCCAGUUGGUCUAGGUACCAUACUAUUCUUUUUUCUUUUUUGGGAGUAGGGGGAAGUAAAAUUCUAUUGAGACAGAAGUGGCAGAAAGCAUAAACCGGCCCUAAUCAUUAUCUUCUUCCAUGAUAUCACACCAUCUUUUGGUGUAGAUCAUUUCUCUAUCUCUAGGCUACAAAUCAGCCACCAAAUCAUAAAAUCUCCACCAUUUCCAAGUACUGGGUAACUGGCGACGAAGGUGAUGAGACUUCCCUGAGAAAGGUUGUCAGAGAAUUCUGUAUUCAGCAUUCAGUCUACCGUCUGAUAAAUGACUCUGUCUCAGUAGCAAGAGGUGGGUUGAGAAAUCAAUAUAAGAACACAAACAGAAGUAAUCUUAAGUUAAUCAGGAUGAAGCUUUUAAAACAUGCUCUAGUGAACUUCACCAUCUAAUGAAUUAGAUCGAGUCAUCAUUUUGUCCACAAAACACCAUAAAAAACUGUAAAGACUGUUACCCCAUGUGUUAGUGCUAUCUUCCUUAAUAUCUUUACUCCAGACAAUCCUGGUGAUUUUUCAUGAGGAACCAGGAGCUUUGAAUAAAACAGGAUGAUGGGAUUUUUUAUUUCUUAACAGCAAUCCUCAAAUCCAAAGAGUGGCAACCUAGUUUCUUUAGAAACUACAUCAAGAACAAAUCUGGAUAGGGAAUGAAAAAAAAUUCUUUUUUAAAAUGAGGAAUUUGACAAACCUUAAGCAAGCUUCACAUUCAUAUUUAUUUGCAAACCCAGCGGUUUGAAAAUGUUUGGAAGAGCCCAGUGCAGCGGAAGAGCCCAGACCUGACUUUGAAACGCCCUCCAAGAAAACGGCUUUCUCUGCAGAGGAGCUAACCCUAAACCACUUUUAACCCUAAAACCACCAAGUUUUUUUUGAGACAUUUUACAAGGAAUUUUCAAAAAAUUGUAAAAAAAUCAGUUUUUAAGAUUUUUGUUUGAAAUUUUCACUGUUGGCAGCCAAGAGGUAGAUAUUUAAAAAAACGGUUUUAAAGAAAUAUACCCCUGUAGGGUUUUUCAGCACUGAGAUUAAACACAGUUAUAUUGACCUAAAAAUUUUCCGAAAUUUUGGCUUGCAAGAGCUCUUGUGUCACGAAAUGAACGCAGGAGACUGGGGAAACUAGUUCACAGGUUACCCUCAACUAUCCGGAAUCAAAAUGGCGUCUGUUUACUAUAGUGACGAAAGUGAUGAAGAAAAUGUGCUUGAUGAACUUCUGCAGCCUGAAAAUGAGGAAACGGAUGAGGAAGAAGAAUCAAACUAUCACGAGUGGACACUUCAGCGACUCAAAGAAGAGUUGGGUCGAAGAAAUCUUUCAAAAACAGGCAGAAAACAAGAGUUGAUCGAUCGACUGGUUGAACAUGAUGAAAGCGGAGCUGUGUUGUGGUCAGAUGAAGAACUUGAAGUGGAAGACCUCCCUCCUUUUCGAAAACAUCUUGGCCCAACCUUCGUUGUUGGCGAUGAACAAAAUGCUGGAGAUAUAUUUAAUCGCUUUUUUACACCGGAUUUGAUAGAAGUUUUGGUUACAGAAACCAACCGAUAUGCACGUGGGAAAGAAGCUGUCCAUUGGGUUGACACUUCUGCUGAGGAAAUAAGAGCAUUUCUGGGAGUAACAAUUAGGAUGGGCUUGAAACAAGUACCUGAUCUUUAUGAUUACUGGUCAAACAGUACAGUUCUUUCAGUUGAUGGCAUAAAACAUGUUUUCCCGAGGAAAAGGUACGAGGAAUUGCUCCAUAAUUUACAUUGUGCUGACAAUGGCUCUGCCAUCCCUGCUGGCCAGCCAGGUCAUGACAAAAUUCAUAAGAUUCGAAACGUUUUGAAUAUUCUCAACAGAAAUUUUCAGGACAACUGGACACCACACCAGCAAAACAGUGUAGAUGAGGGAAUGAUUCCAUUCAAGGGAAGAAUUGGGUUCAAACAGUACAUGAAAGAUAAACCUACCAAAUGGAGUAUCAAGGUUUGGAAGUUAGUGGAUUCAGUUAGGGCCUACCUUCUCCACUUCAAAAUUUAUACUGGAAAAACUGAUAAUCCAGGAGCAAAUCUUGGAGAGAAAGUUGUCCUUGAUCUUUGUACUUCUCUUCCAAGGGGUAUUCCCUGGAAGCUGUACUUUGAUAACUUUUAUACAAGUUUGUCAUUAGCCAGUUCACUUCUUGAGCAAGGAAUCUUUUGUACUGGGACGACCAGACCAAACCGGGUGGGGUUUCCUCAUCAACUUCACAUGGCCAGACUCAAAACUGGAGAGAGUAAGUGGAUGAUGAAAGAACCAAGAUUUUUUGCACUGAAGUGGAAGGAUACAAAGGAUGUAUAUGUGCUGUCUACUAUGGCAAAGCCAGGGGUAGAAGAUGUCAGGAGAAAAGAGAAAGGUCAUGUGGAAGGUGUUAUCAAGCAGUGUCCCUCAGUCGUGGUGGACUACCGCAAGUACAUGGGAGGAGUGGAUACAAAUGAUCAACAUCUGUCAUAUUACAAAUGUUCUAGGAAGUCUAGUAAAUGGUGGAUGCCUGUGUUUAUGCAGAUGUUGGACAUGGCAAUUGUCAAUGCAUGGAUUUGUGAGUGUUUUCUCAGGGGAGAUCAUAACUCAAGAAAGCAGAAGGUGUUCAGAGAUGAGCUUGUGGUCUCUCUGUGUGGAAAAUUUACAGGAAGAAAGAAAGUUGGGAGGCCCUCUGGACUCCCAGGACCAAGGUUUGACAAGGCAGAACAUUGGCCUAAGAAAAGAGAACAAAGAGGUUACUGUGCUUGUGGCUGUGGAAGCCGUGGCCGUAUUUACUGUGGAAAGUGCAAUGUUCCUCUGACUAUUGAGUGUUUUGAACUGUGGCACACAACUGCCUAACUGAUGUAUUUUAAAAGCUUUUUCUACUUCAAAUUAAAUUAAGAUUUCCUUUACAAUGAUGUUUAAGUUGUAGAAACAGUUUUAAAGACAUUUUAACAAUUAUUCUUACUUCCAAUACCAUGUAUACAU
This is a messenger RNA of Stylophora pistillata, 3300 nucleotides long. RefSeq names its product piggyBac transposable element-derived protein 4-like. NCBI's taxonomy places the organism in Eukaryota, Metazoa, Cnidaria, Anthozoa, Scleractinia, Pocilloporidae. The record is from RefSeq and is a predicted model, not a curated record.